This is a messenger RNA of Drosophila ananassae, 1186 nucleotides long. Its product is annotated as heat shock protein 22. Gene Ontology annotation, molecular function: protein folding chaperone. Lineage: Eukaryota; Metazoa; Arthropoda; Insecta; Diptera; Drosophilidae. Bases 488 to 1012 code for a protein of 174 amino acids. The record is from RefSeq and is a predicted model, not a curated record. Gene Ontology annotation, biological process: response to heat; protein refolding. The transcript has a single exon.
CAGCCACUCUCUAUUUAAUUUUGAAUUUCUUACCGCGCAUGACCGUAAAAAACUGACCUAACCCAACAAAAGACGAGAGAGAACUCCGUUUAUCCGGCAAAUAAAACGUAAAUAAACUCCGUAGAGAGUUCUGGUGGCAUCAGGAAAUUUUGAAAGAGCCAUAUAGCAACCCCUGAGUUAAAUGCCAUUGCCCGAUUUCAGUCAAAGCGGAAAAUUGCAUCAGAAAAAGGCGAGGAAAAUUCGAGAGGCUACGAGAGACCAGAAUCGAGAAAUUUCUCUCGGUGCUGUCGUUGGGUAUAAAUAGCAGUCUACGGAGCGCCGGGCGCACAAUUCAAAACAAAAAGUCCAAACCGACGGAUAGCAAGUCGCUAACGAGAAACAAGAAACUACAAUUUCACAAGUUAUUUGGCAAAUUUCAAAGAAUCACUUGAGAGUUACCUGAUAUUUCGUCACAAAAACCAAGAAUUGCAAAAUAAAAUCAGACAAGAUGCGUUCUCUACCGAUGUUCCUGCGUAUGGCGGAGGAGAUGACCCGCAUGCCCCGGAUCUCUUCGCCAUUCCAUGCCUUCUUCCACGAGCCACCGGUCUGGAGUGUGGCUCUGCCGAGGAACUGGCAGCAGAUCGCCCGCUGGCAGGAGCAGGAGUUCGCCCCGCCGGCCACCGUCAGCAAGGAGGGCUACAAGCUCACCCUGGACGUCAAGGACUACAACGAACUGAAUGUCAAGGUCCUGGACGAGAGUGUUGUCCUGGUGGAGGGAAAGUCCGAACAAAAGGAUGACGAGCAUGGUGGCUUCAGCUCUCGUCACUUCCUGCGCCGUUUCGUCCUGCCGGAGGGAUACGAAGCGGACAAGGUCACCUCCAGCCUGAGCAGCGACGGAGUCCUCACCAUCAACGUUCCAAACCCACCGGCUGUCCAGGAGGCUCUCAAGGAACGCGUGGUUCCCAUCGAGAAGACCGGCGAGCCGGCCAAGAAAUUGGAGGCCGAGUCCAACUCGGAGGCUACCAAGAAGUAAGGAUGGAUUCCACUGAACUGAAAUAAAAGCUAGUGAACCCCAGAAGAUAUAGAAGUAGUUCCAUUAGACGUAGUUUCCAUUAAUUUUUAAAAAAUAUGUUAAAAAUGACUGAAUCUGACUGAAGAAUUGGUUAAAUUUUAGCUUUUCUGAGAAAAAUAAAUAUUUUAAAAUUAA